Messenger RNA from Austrofundulus limnaeus, 2174 nucleotides. Its product is annotated as olfactomedin-like protein 3A. Lineage: Eukaryota; Metazoa; Chordata; Actinopteri; Cyprinodontiformes; Rivulidae. Gene Ontology annotation, biological process: signal transduction. The record is from RefSeq and is a predicted model, not a curated record.
AGACUGCAGCGACAUGAUCUCCAGUAUAAAAGCCAUGAAGAUCCUGAAGCGAGUCGGAGGGUCGAAGGGCAUGUGGACCAAAGACACCAGCGGCGCCWCGGGGAAGGUCUUCGUCUUCAACGGGACAGCCGAGGACACCAUCAACGAGUUUGCUACUGUCAAAGACUUCACCCGCUCGCAGGGCUUCUCUCUGUCCACCRACGUGAAGCUCCCAUCGGCCUGGAGGGGAACGGGUCACGUGGUCUACAACAACCACGUGUACUACAUAACCCAGGCCGAGGAGAUAAUGGUGGUCAAAUACGACCUGAGGAAUAAGUCGGUUACAGACAGCGUGGUGUUUCCAGAGCAGGACCACAUCCCCGUGUACGGCCUGAACCCCAACACGCUCAUAGACCUGGCCGUGGACGAAGAGGGCCUGUGGGCCAUUUACGCCACGCAGCAGAAYGAGAGGCACAUCUCUCUGGUGAAAAUGGACAGCAACUCGUUGGAUGUCGAGCAGAUGUGGGAAACGAACUGUCCGAGGGAGAAUGCCGAGGUGGGCUUCGUCAUCUGCGGCACCCUGUAUGUGGUCUACAACACCAUGCAGCCCGGGCGCUCCCGAGUGCAGUGCGUGUUUGACGUGAACGACAUGGUGACGAAUGAAGAGGCGCCUCUGGUUUACUUCCCAAAACGCUACGGAUCUCACUCCAGUCUGAAGUACAACCCGCAGGAGCAGCUGCUGUACGCCUGGGAUGACGGCUACCAGAUCCUCUACAAACUUAUCAUGAAACAGAAGUUAGAAAUUUGAGCUGAACGACACCAAACCAGGCCUGAUUUAUAUUUUGAUGUUUUUUUGUUUUGUUUUGUUUUUACUAUAUUCACAUGUGUGGCAUCUGUUCUAUUUCAGUUAAAACCCAAAACAGAAUUUAAAAUCCACCGUAGAUUUCACACAAGAACAAAAAUGAUGCAACAAUAAAGGAAUAAUCUGGUCAUUUUUGAAGURAUAAAUGGAUCAGGGUUGCCAGGUAUGUGAUUAUUAYCGCAUUUAUAGGAUAGUUUUAGGGUCUGUGUAAUAUACAGAAAAUCCAAAUAUACAAUAGCUUUUUGUUGCAUCAAAUUAAACAAAUCUCAUUUUGAGAUGAAACAUAAACACCCACAUGUCACCAGAAMGUCUGAUUCAAACACCUGUGCCAGGUGCACAUGUUCACCCAGUCACCAGACYAUACCUUAAGACAACAACACAUCUUAAUAAUGUAACUUAUUUAAAAUGUUAUUAUUUUUAGAAWUCCAAAUGUCACCAGAUUAACGCCCUCAGCAGUCAUUACAAACAACUUUAAACAUUAGGAUUUGCUGCUCCAACGUCUUGCAUGGACUUCCAUUCAUUUAAUUUCUAUAGCCUAACUCUGACCUUUAAACCUAAACCAGUACCCCACCACCCAAAAUCGGCAUCCGUACCCGCUGGGUCCAGGCUUUGGUUCCCAUAAGGAGCAUUGGRUCCCCACAAAAAAUGGACCCCGUGAUGUAGCAGAAACACAUCCACACACACAUUUCACAUUAAAAUAAGAAGUGUGUGAACGUCUAUUUAAUUGGCUUUUAACCAAAUGCAUUUCUUUAUAUCUACACAUAUCCCUUUGUUUAAUUGUGCUCGUUUUAUUUUGUUUGUUAAUUUUGAAAAACAAAUCUUAGCUACACCUGUCAACAGUUGAACUAUCUUGCUCCGCUACACCUGGUUGGAGUUAUGAACACUUCUCCCUGUAAGAUUCAUGAGCAUUGACUGUCUGUGUUUGUAAAUAAAGCAUCUGCUUACGCACGAGUCUGCUGAGACAAAUGGAUUACUACAAGUUUGUUCAGUGUGACCACUUAUAAAGUUGCAUCUUUAUGUGUAUUUGUUAUCAAACUGAAGGAUUUUGGACAUAGAAAAUUAGAUUUUUUUUUUGUCAACCCUGUCAGAAUUGAAAUCAAUUUCUCCAAACUGCGGACAUUAAAAGCAAUCUACAACAGGUAAGAUAUUGAUAGUUUCUUUACUCUCCACAGCCCCCAGUUCAAAUGAUUCUAUUGCUUUAUAUAUUUAUUUUUUGCUAAGUGUGACAAUUAAUUUAACAAUGUUUAACUUAAAGACAUCAUCAAAGACASUCAUGAGAAGUAGUACAAUUGUUUUUCUUCAAAAUCAAUUAUUAAAAUGUUUUUAUCAGUAA